Lodderomyces beijingensis is the source of this 1215-nucleotide messenger RNA. NCBI's taxonomy places the organism in Eukaryota, Fungi, Ascomycota, Pichiomycetes, Serinales, Debaryomycetaceae. The record is from the annotation of a GenBank genome assembly.
AUGAGUGAGCUGUUUGCAAUCUAUUUCAAACCAAAGGAGGUGUUGUUGACAUUGCUCCACACAGAUGAUCAUUACUCGUUGCAAUCCGAGGUCAAGAGUUGGGACAAUGUUCAAACACCGGAUUCAACCACUGUCAUUGAUGAGUUGCCGUCUUUCCUCCUGGAGGGCGAGGUUUUUGUAGUGGACUCAGUCAAUUCAGGAAAGGGCAGAGCAAACGAAACAAACUUGUACUCGGCCAUCGUCGCCCCCUUGUUGGAACGGUUAGAGAUCAACCAUACUUAUAUCGAGACCACGUCUGCCAGCUCAAUCACCGAGUUCGCGCAGAACUUCAACACACCGGAUGCGAAAAUCAUAUUUCUCAGCGGUGACACCUCAAUCAACGAGUUCAUCAACGGCUUAACUUUGCAGAAAAAAAGCCAGUCCCAGUCGCAGAGCGCAAAGUCCAUAUACUUGUAUCCAAUCCCGCUAGGAACCGGGAACAGCUUUGCGUUAUCGUUGGACCUAACUAGCCCCUUGCAGUCGGUUUCACGUCUUCUUGCAAGCAAACAAGCAUCCCCGCUCCACUUGUACAACUUGUCGCUCCCGCAGGGCUCGUUCCAUUUGGUGCAAAACUCAGCAGGAGACGUGGUGGAGUCGGCGGACUUGAAGUUCAUAGUUGUGUUUUCAUGGGCAUUCCACGCGAGUCUAGUUGCCGAUAGCGAUACUCCAGAGUUGCGCAAGCACGGGUUGGAGAGAUUCCAGAUUGCCGCUCGCAACAACUUGAGCCGGACUCAGGAAUACGAGGGGGACAUCAUCAUCACCAAUGCUAAAAGUGGGGGGAAAGAUGUCAUUGAAGGGCCAUUUGCGUAUUUCUUGUUGACGCCGUCGACGCGAUUCGAGCCUACGUUUGAUAUAUCGCCCAAGGGGAACAUAUUCGAUACCAAUUUGUAUUUGGUUGCGUUUAGGACGCAGCGGAAUCACGACAGCUAUAUCAUGGACAUCAUGAUGCAGGCAUACGACAAGGGUAAACACACUGAGAACCCCGACGUGAUUUACAGGCGGAUCAACAGAGACGAGCAGGUGACGUUGCUCACAAAGAACUCGCAAGAGUUGCAGCAAAGAAGAUUUUGCGUGGACGGGAGCAUCAUUGCACUUCCAAACGUGAGCAGUCACAAGAUAGACGUACAAGCUGCUGGAAACACGGUAUCUGGAUACGAACUUUUCGUCAUCCAUUAG